CCACGACUCUAUAGAGACUUUCACUGUUGCCAACCAAAAUAGAAAAUACUCUCUCCUUUCCCUCCCGUGUCCCAAGAAAAAAAGUUCUCUGUUUGUUUCCCGAGAAAAUUACUGAGCCAACACCGUCUCCAUCGUCAAUGGCUUGGGUUCAACGACUGAGCUCUAUUGACUGGCACCAAGAAUCCUACCCGGACUUUCGGGAUUUCUCCGUUCUACCCUUUUUGGCUCUCUUCUUCCCCACCGUUCGCUUCUUUCUCGACAGAUUCAUAUUCGAGAAAGUGGCAAGACGAUUGAUUUUUGGAAAGGGACAUGAGAUGCUGGAUUUUCAGACAUAUGAGAGAAAAAAGAAGAUUAGGAAAUUUAAGGAAUCAGCCUGGAAAUGCAUUUAUUUUCUUUCUGCAGAAAUUCUUGCUUUGUCUGUAACAUAUGAUGAGCCUUGGUUUACUAAUACAAGAUAUUUUUGGGUGGGUCCAGGGAGUCAGAUAUGGCCAGAUCAAAAGAUUAAAUUGAGAAUGAAGGGGCUCUAUAUGUAUGGUGCUGGAUUUUAUUCAUACUCCAUACUUGCUUUAAUAUUUUGGGAAACAAGGCGCUCUGACUUUGGGAUCUCCAUGGGCCAUCAUGUUGCUUCUCUCAUUCUGAUUGUGUUAUCUUAUAUUUUUAGGUUUGCUCGUGUUGGAUCAAUGGUUUUAGCUCUUCACGAUGCUAGUGAUGUAUUUCUGGAGACAGGGAAAAUGUCUAAAUACAGUGGUGCUGAAACAAUAGCUAGCUUUGCAUUUAUUCUUUUUGUUUUGUCUUGGACCAUACUGCGCCUCAUUUACUACCCAUUCUGGGUUCUUCGGAGUACAUGGUUCAAAAGUUGUCUUCCUGGGGGAGAUUUACACUUUUUUUUUUCCUCCUACGUUCUUAACAAGAAGGAAGCUGUUCUAGUGGGAAUUCUGCACACUACUAUUGUUUCUCUGUCUGUCCAACAGCUGUCUCUCUAGCAUAUUCCAGUCUGGUAUUUGAAUGGAAAUGGUGUCAAGAUUUAUUUAGAAAGACUAAUUGGCCUGCUGUACUGGUCUGAUUGGUUGUUUAAUGGUCUUAAAGAAGGACUUUUUAUAUAAUGGGGGUUUUCUCUUAAGCAGAUUUCUUGAGUUAGGCUUUUGUAGAUUGUCAACAAUCCUUAUUCUGCAAAUGUCAUCUAUUUCAUGCUUUACUUAUUCAUACUGUCCAUUAUCAAUCCUACUAUUUACUUGUCGUGUUAAUUUCUGACUUUUAAAAAUCAAGGCUAAAAUCAGUGAUAUGUAAGUCCGAUAUUCAUUUUCCAAGUUUUAAAUGGUUUGAAAUAGAAUUUAUGGAGAAAAAAAAAACAUUGUUUACUUGGAUUAAGGAAUUUUAGCUGUCUUGUCUGAGCCGAAUUAUAGAAUAAAGUUUUACUAGAGUUUGUACUCAUUAAUUUUUUUCUUCAUUUCUCUGUCGAUUCAUCGAUAACUUGAGCAAUCUAAUUCGAGCUCAGUUGGAACCGUAUUGGGGUGGCUCUCCCAAUAUUAUUUUUUCCAUUUCUAAGACUCGAACUCGAGACUUUUGGUGAUGGGAAACUAGCUCCUUAUCAAUUAAAUCAAUGGUUGGUCAAAUUAAAUCUUUUUUAUCUUCAUAUAAGCACCAUAAGGGGGAAAAUCUUGUUUCCGACUCUGCAGAAAUUUCAAUAAUUCAAUCUAAAUAGUAAUGCUAGAGCUGUCCGUUGUCCACCUAUUACUAUUCCUCAGUUUAAUUGUUUUAUU
Messenger RNA from Gastrolobium bilobum, 1760 nucleotides. RefSeq names its product ASC1-like protein. Gene Ontology annotation, biological process: ceramide biosynthetic process. Gene Ontology annotation, molecular function: sphingosine N-acyltransferase activity. The record is from RefSeq and is a predicted model, not a curated record. The transcript has 5 exons. Gene Ontology annotation, cellular component: endoplasmic reticulum; membrane. NCBI's taxonomy places the organism in Eukaryota, Viridiplantae, Streptophyta, Magnoliopsida, Fabales, Fabaceae. The coding region runs from base 138 to 983 and encodes 281 amino acids.